GAUAAGAAAGCCCCGAUUCAUUCAGUUUGCUUUGGGAAGCUACAAUCACUUUGCAACAUCAAACAUUACAACCAGAGGCGUCUUGACAAUGGCAAAAAUAAAUAAAUCUAAACGCAGCAAAAUGGAUGAUCAGGCCAAACAACUGAUGUCUGACCAGCGAUGUCUGAUGAUUGAAUACAAUCAACCACUAUCAUUGCCAUAUGUAUCCCCAGUCGUCACCAUCACGAUAGGACACAAAAAUUAAGUUAUUCCAGCACAAGAAAGCUAGCAGUAUUCGAGACAUCUUUCAACCAAACACUCCAGAUUCUUAGCGCCACAAGUAGCUAAUGUCUCCGCCGCAGGCACAAUCAACCGAGAUAUAUCUUGAAUAACUCUUGAUUCAUUUUUACUCUGUAGCUUUUGGCAAGCCUUCCGGAAUCGGUCAUUCUGAAAUAUCGUGCCUUCGGGAAUCGUUUGUUUCUCAUCAAGUAGCAUUUUGCAAAUCUCUUUGCUUCUUUCCGUUACUUCAAGUUCAGAUUCAGCCAUAAAGCUGCCUUUGGUGGCAAGGAAGGUCUCAUAAGUAGCGCUUCUGUAUUUGGCGCUCUUUCCAUCUCUCGAUUCUUGAUCGCCUGUAGCAGGACUCGAAUUUGAGUUCUUGCGGCAAAGAGAAGCUGUUGACUUUUGAGUAUUUCCAAUCGGGUCUCCUCAACCCCUGUGAACUCACCAACAAGGCGCUUAAGUUGGAUUUUGGACAUAGUACAAGGUCACAUUAUUGGCUCAGACUCCAGAUGUUGCUCGCCGACACCCCGGAGACUUCACAGCAAUCGCCAGCAUCGAGAUGCUGCGCCGCAUUACAAUGUUUCAACAGAUCACACCCCAUAAUGGCCGAUUCGCUCUCAAUCAAUUCUCCCGCAGCCCGGAUCAAGUUUAGGAUUUUUGUCAGCGCUACUAUGAUGGCAGAUGACUCCUGUUCCAGCAAGCACCCAUACUUGGAUAUUUUUAAUUCUCUGUUACGGGCGGUUACGUCCUUUCAGAAGACCCGAAUGGAAUAUUUAAGGCCGCAGAUUCCUUUGAGAAUGGAAAGAAAGAACAGUCUCCAACAUCAAGCCUCUGCUUUGUCCUUUGCUAUAUCUACCUCCACUGCCUUUAACUCACGCGCCUUCUCGACAACUCUAGUUGUCUAAUUGCUAGUUCGUUUUCAUUCAGAAUGGCCCCUUGAAACGUUUCUCUUAUCGCGUACCGCAACACGGCAAGCCAACGUGCCCAUUUUGCGAUUUUUGUACCUACUGCUUCCGAUCAGGAUCGCGGAACCAUGAUCCACAUUGUUGGCGCCCCGAUGGCCGGCUACCGGCUGGAGUUUAAGCGGAACUAUGCGAUCAACUUAACCCUGCAGCUAUAUACCAGACUUGCGAUCAGGCAAAUCAACUCUCAACACAUUGUUCCAGAUUCGGAUCCUCAGGCCCCGCUGGUCACAGACUCCUCCCCCAAGUGUGCAAUUGAAGUUGCAGCGACGCAGAUUCCUCCAUCAGCAAUUAGCCAAAACUUCCUGGCUCCUGUCAAUGAUACCACCAACAGAAGGUGCCAAGAAUGGACAAUGGACUAUGUACACCAUCUAGUCCAUCAUCAAUAUCUCAAUGAAAAUGCGAUCCAGAUUGUUCAGUCUGCACGCGAUCCUCCAAAUCACGGUGUUGGCUUGAACCCGGUUGGCGGCGGGCGUGGUCGAGGCAGGGGUCAGUGAACUCAGAAUUUGCGCAUAAUUGAAUGUGAAAUGAAAUGCCAUAAUUGUUACUGUUGAUUGUGAUACUGGGCUGGCCCUGUUUGAAUUUGAAUCAUGUUGCUUAUUUUUGUUUUCUGAUAUGAGCUACUGCGGAGUUUCAACUGGUCAACGAGGCCCUUAUUAGUAAAUCCCAUUUUUCAUUUUGAUUUCUGGCAUUUAGCAAUUGUUUCUCUGGUCAAUCAUCAGUACAGGGUGAAGCACACUCGAGUACAUAGCUUAUGAAGGAUAUUGGAAAGAAAAGCUCGGUAAAUGAUCAUGACAAAUGUAAUUUAGAAGGCUAAGUACAACAUCAAUACUUACACUGCUCCAAUCUGCAGCACAUAUUCACCAAAAGCAGCAAACUCAGGCUCGUACGCAGUUAAGAAUUUGGGAAUCCAAACAUUGCGCCAUUCC
This is a messenger RNA of Blastomyces dermatitidis ER-3, 2149 nucleotides long. RefSeq lists its product as uncharacterized. The transcript is spliced from 3 exons. Lineage: Eukaryota; Fungi; Ascomycota; Eurotiomycetes; Onygenales; Ajellomycetaceae. The record is from RefSeq and is a predicted model, not a curated record. The coding region runs from base 1292 to 1717 and encodes 141 amino acids.